AUGAUUCUUUUGGGAUUUUAUCAAGUUUUGAUUCCUACCACCCUCUUGUGGUUUAGGGCCAACCACGACGUCGGCCACGAACGAACACCCCCUCCCUCCACGACCACCACGUAUUCACUCCCGCGUAUUCGCCAUUACGUUGACGACGACUUCCGCCACCACGACGACGACGGCCACCACUACCACCACCACCACCACCACCACCACCACCACCACUAUCACCAUCACCACCACCCUAACCACCAACACCCUAACCGCCAACACCCUAACCACCAACACCCGAACUACCAACACCCGAACCACCAACACCCGAACCACCAACACCCGAACCACCAACACCCUAACCACCAACUCCCGAACCACACCAACACACAAACCACUACCACCAGAACCAUCACCACCACCACCUCCACCUCCACCAAAUCUUCACCACCACCAAACCUCCACCACCACCACCACCCACGACGACCACGUAUUCACCAUUACGUCGACGAUGAUGGCGACCACGACUACCGCCACCACCAUGACGACGCGACCAACACCGCCGCCGCCGCCACUGCCACCACCACCACCAGCUGA
This is a messenger RNA of Frankliniella occidentalis (western flower thrips), 579 nucleotides long. Its product is annotated as histidine-rich glycoprotein-like. The record is from RefSeq and is a predicted model, not a curated record. The transcript is spliced from 3 exons. The coding region runs from base 1 to 579 and encodes 192 amino acids. Lineage: Eukaryota; Metazoa; Arthropoda; Insecta; Thysanoptera; Thripidae.